This is a messenger RNA of Telopea speciosissima, 315 nucleotides long. RefSeq names its product probable calcium-binding protein CML18. The record is from RefSeq and is a predicted model, not a curated record. The transcript has a single exon. The coding region runs from base 1 to 315 and encodes 104 amino acids. Lineage: Eukaryota; Viridiplantae; Streptophyta; Magnoliopsida; Proteales; Proteaceae. Gene Ontology annotation, molecular function: calcium ion binding; enzyme regulator activity.
AUGGCCAUCGACUGCUAUGGUUGGUUGCCUAAGACGCAACAUAUCCCCAAAGAUGGGAAGCGUGAGAUGAGCAUGGAGGAAUUCAAGCAGUGGUUGAAGCGGUUCGACGCCGAUGGAGAUGGUCGUAUAAGCAAAGAGGAGCUCCGUCAAGCCCUACGUAGUGUUGGUGUGCGGUUUAAAAGGUGGAAAGCCAGACGUGCCCUACGCUCUGCUGAUGCUGAUGCUGAUGCUAAUGGCUUCAUUGACGAUGACGAGAUCCAAAACCUCGUUACCUUUGCAGAAAAGCACUUGGGUGUGAAGAUAACACCUUACUAG